UGCACUGCGCAGGCGCUCUCGGCUUCUAUAUUUUUUUUUUUUUUUUUUUAAUCCCCGCACCAAGCGCUUAACCUCAUUGGGGUGGAGGAGAAGGCGGCGGCUGUCUGGUCCGCAGCGGCAACAGUAGCGAAUAAUACGGCUAAUGGACUGCUGAAUUAUGAAGAAUUUCAGACCCAAGAGUAGAACCUCGCUCUGCCACUCACUCCUUUAUCUCCUGCUAGUUAUUUAAAUUGGACUUUUAAUAUCCUACCAGCUGCUCUUCAGACACACAUGGUGCAUUGUUGCCAUUCCCCGGAUUGCAUCUUUGAAACACAGGCUCUUAGUAACCCUCAGCGAACAAAGAGGCAACCUCCCGGGUACGUUUACUGGGAGGGUGUCACCCUGACUGCCCUCUAGCUUCUGCUGGAUCUGGAUUUGAAUUCCACCAUGGAGCCUCGCAUGGAGUCCUGCCUGGCACAGGUGUUGCAGAAGGAUGUGGGGAAACGACUGCAGGUUGGCCAAGAACUUAUAGACUAUUUCUCAGACAAACAGAAGUCUGCUGACCUUGAGCAUGACCAGACCAUGUUAGAUAAACUUGUGGAUGGGCUCGCUACCUCUUGGGUGAACUCUAGCAAUUACAAGGUGGUUCUUCUCGGCAUGGACAUCCUGUCUGCGCUGGUCACCCGGCUGCAGGAUCGGUUCAAGGCGCAGAUUGGCACAGUGUUGCCAAGUUUAAUAGACAGACUGGGAGAUGCUAAAGACUCUGUGCGAGAGCAAGACCAGACUCUGCUGCUGAAGAUCAUGGAUCAAGCUGCUAAUCCCCAGUAUGUGUGGGACCGGAUGCUGGGAGGCUUCAAGCACAAGAAUUUCCGGACUCGGGAAGGCACGUGCCUCUGCCUUGUUGCCACACUCAAUGCCUCUGGAGCACACACUUUAACACUAAGCAAGAUUGUGCCACAUAUAUGUAACUUACUUGGAGACCCCAACAGCCAGGUUCGAGAUGCAGCAAUAAACAGCUUAGUGGAAAUUUACAGACAUGUAGGAGAACGUGUGAGGGCAGAUCUCAGUAAAAAAGGAUUACCACAGUCCCGGUUGAACGUAAUUUUUACAAAAUUUGAUGAAGUCCAAAAAUCUGGAAACAUGAUCCAAUCAGCAAACGAUAAAAAUUUUGAUGAUGAAGAUUCUGUGGAUGGUAAUAGACCUUCCUCUGCUAGUUCUACAUCAUCCAAAGCUCCACCCAGCUCAAGGAGAAACGUUGGAAUGGGGACCACCCGCCGGCUUGGUUCCUCCUCUCUUGGAUCCAAGUCUUCAGCUGCAAAAGAAGGAGCUGGUGCUGUUGAUGAAGAGGACUUUAUUAAAGCAUUUGAUGACGUACCUGUAGUACAGAUUUAUUCCAGCCGAGACCUGGAGGAGUCCAUAAACAAGAUUAGGGAAAUAUUAUCUGAUGACAAGCAUGAUUGGGAGCAAAGAGUAAAUGCUCUGAAAAAGAUCAGAUCUUUACUUUUGGCUGGUGCCGCCGAGUACGAUAACUUCUUUCAACAUCUGCGUCUUUUGGACGGAGCCUUUAAACUAUCUGCUAAGGACCUGCGGUCUCAGGUAGUGCGGGAAGCUUGCAUCACAUUGGGGCAUCUGUCAUCAGUUCUGGGAAAUAAAUUUGACCAUGGAGCUGAAGCCAUUAUGCCAACUAUCUUUAAUUUAAUUCCAAACAGUGCCAAAAUUAUGGCCACUUCCGGUGUUGUAGCUGUUAGGUUAAUCAUUCGGCACACACACAUCCCUAGGCUAAUACCUGUCAUAACAAGCAACUGUACCUCUAAGUCUGUCGCAGUUAGAAGGCGCUGUUUUGAAUUUUUAGAUUUACUUUUACAAGAAUGGCAGACACAUUCACUGGAACGACACAUAUCAGUAUUAGCCGAAACAAUAAAGAAGGGAAUACACGAUGCCGAUUCCGAAGCAAGGAUAGAAGCCAGAAAGUGCUACUGGGGUUUCCACAGUCACUUCAGCAGAGAAGCAGAGCAUUUGUACCACACCUUGGAGUCCUCCUACCAGAAAGCCCUGCAGUCCCACCUGAAGAACUCGGACAGCAUCGUGUCUCUGCCUCAGUCCGACCGCUCGUCCUCAAGCUCUCAAGAGAGUCUAAAUCGGCCACUCUCUGCCAAAAGAAGUCCUACCGGGAGCACCACCUCUAGAGCUUCUACGGUCAGCACCAAAUCCGUGUCAACGACCGGGUCCCUCCAGCGGUCUCGAAGCGAUAUUGACGUGAACGCAGCAGCCAGUGCCAAGUCCAAGGUCUCAUCGGCCUCGGGUGCUACGCCUUUCAGCUCUGCAGCAGCCUUGCCUCCGGGGUCCUACGCAUCCUUAGAGUCCAGACACAUGAGGGAAGAUAUGGAGUCCGUAGGCCAUGACUCAGACGGUACUUCCACUAAAGCGGAGGGUCGGAUCCGCACGAGACGGCAGAGCUCCGGGAGUGCCACCAGUGUCGCCACCACACCUGAUAAUCGAGGCCGCAGUCGCGCCAAAGUGGUUUCACAGUCCCAGCGAUCCAGAUCUGCUAAUCCUGCUGGUGCUGGCAGCCGGUCAAGUUCCCCAGGAAAAUUGUUGGGAAGUAGUUAUGGUGGCCUUGCCGGGGGUUCCUCAAGAGGCCCGCCUGUGACUCCCUCUUCAGAGAAGCGAAGCAAGAUCCCCAGGAGUCAGGGAUGUAGCCGAGAAACCAGUCCAAACCGGAUAGGAUUAGCACGGAGCAGCCGUAUCCCUCGACCCAGCAUGAGUCAGGGGUGCAGCCGCAAUACCAGCUGUGAGAGCAGCCGCGAUACGAGCCCCGCUCGGGGCUUUCCUCCACUCGCCUCUCGACGUCAUUCCAGGUCCACUAGUGCCCUCUCCACUGCUGAGUCUGUUGGGCAGUCAGACCGGUUUGGGCUUGGCCAGGCAGGAAGAAUACCUGGCUCUGUGAAUGCCAUGCGGGUUUUGAGCACGAGUACGGACCUUGAAGCUGCUGUCGCUGAUGCUUUGCUGUUAGGAGACUCCAGGAGCAAGAAGAAGCCGGUGAGGAGGAGGUAUGAGCCGUACGGGAUGUAUUCUGAUGACGAUGCCAACAGCGAUGCCUCAAGCGUUUGCUCUGAGCGCUCGUACGGCUCCAGGAACGGCGGCAUUCCCCACUAUCUGCGGCAGACCGAGGACGUAGCAGAAGUUCUCAACCACUGUGCCAGUUCCAACUGGUCGGAAAGGAAAGAAGGGCUUCUCGGCCUGCAGAACUUGCUGAAGAGCCAAAGAACACUGAGUCGAGUAGAAUUGAAAAGACUGUGUGAGAUCUUCACUCGAAUGUUUGCUGACCCUCACAGCAAGAUUGCUGAUUCAGAACCAGAAUAUGAGGAUAAAGAAGGAAAUUUGUUUCCAUCAGAAGGCUCUUGUACAGUGAGUUUGGAGGUCUCAGUUUAUAUGUUUUUGGAGACUCUGGUGGAUUUUAUAAUAAUUCAUAAGGACGACUUACAAGACUGGCUUUUUGUUCUUCUCACACAAUUACUUAAGAAAAUGGGGGCAGAUUUACUUGGAUCUGUGCAAGCAAAAGUUCAAAAGGCUCUAGAUGUCACAAGGGACUCCUUUCCAUUUGACCAACAGUUUAACAUUUUGAUGAGAUUUAUUGUGGAUCAAACUCAAACUCCUAACCUCAAGGUCAAAGUUGCAAUCCUGAAGUACAUCGAGUCCCUCGCUAGGCAGAUGGAUCCAACGGAUUUUGUAAACUCUAGUGAGACGAGGCUUGCAGUUUCUAGAAUUAUAACCUGGACGACAGAACCAAAGAGUUCAGACGUGAGAAAGUCCCCGCUUCAGCGUAGUCGAGUAGGUGAGGAUUUCCCCACUAGGUCAGCUUCCACCUGCUCUGGGCCCGGAGAAGGAAACUUGGAAGAAAAUUGUAAACAGGCAGCACAAAUUGUGCUGAUCUCUCUGUUUGAAUUGAACACUCCCGAAUUUACCAUGUUACUUGGUGCCUUGCCAAAAACCUUCCAGGAUGGUGCCACCAAACUCCUGCAUAACCACCUCAAGAACUCUAGUAACACCAGUGUGGGCUCUCCGAGCAAUACAAUUGGCCGGACUCCCUCCCGACACACCAGCAGCAGGACCAGCCCCCUGACCUCACCCACCAACUGUUCCCACGGGGGCCUGUCUCCCAGUCGGUUAUGGGGUUGGAGUGCCGAUGGGCUAUCGAAGCACCCACCUCCCUUUUCUCAGCCUAACUCCAUUCCCACCGCUCCCUCCCACAAGACUCUCAGGCGCUCUUACUCUCCCAGCAUGCUGGAAUAUGAUACAGAGAACCUGAACUCUGAAGAAAUUUAUAGUUCUCUGCGUGGAGUUACAGAAGCCAUUGAAAAGUUUAGUUUUCGAAGCCAAGAGGAUCUGAACGAGCCAAUUAAGCGAGAUGGCAAAAAGGACUGUGACAUUGUGUCCCGUGAUGGUGGAGUUGCGUCGCCUGCCACGGAGGGCCGGGGAGGCAGUGAUGUGGUGGAAGGAGGCAGAACGGCCCUGGACAACAAGACGUCCCUCCUCAACACCCAGCCCCCCCGCGCCUUCCCUGGGCCGCGGGCGCGAGACUACAAUCCCUACCCCUACUCGGACACCAUCAACGCCUAUGACAAGACAGCCCUGAAGGAGGCCGUGUUCGAUGAUGACAUGGAGCAGCUUCGAGAUGUGCCCAUUGACCAUUCUGACUUGGUGGCUGACCUUCUGAAAGAGCUGUCCAACCACAACGAGCGGGUGGAGGAACGGAAAGGCGCCCUGCUGGAGCUGCUCAAAAUCACCCGGGAAGACAGCCUGGGCGUCUGGGAGGAGCACUUCAAGACCAUUCUGCUCCUGCUGCUGGAGACGCUCGGAGACAAAGACCAUUCCAUCCGAGCACUAGCAUUGAGAGUUCUACGGGAAAUUCUGAGAAACCAGCCCGCAAGAUUUAAGAACUAUGCCGAGCUGACGAUUAUGAAGACUCUGGAAGCCCACAAAGACUCCCAUAAGGAGGUGGUGAGAGCAGCCGAGGAGGCGGCGUCCACGCUGGCCAGCUCCAUCCACCCGGAGCAGUGUAUCAAAGUCCUCUGCCCCAUCAUCCAGACGGCCGACUACCCCAUCAACCUCGCCGCCAUCAAGAUGCAGACCAAAGUCGUCGAGAGGAUCGCCAAGGAGUCCUUGCUGCAGCUCCUCGCCGACAUCAUCCCGGGCUUGCUGCAGGGUUAUGACAACACCGAAAGCAGUGUGCGUAAGGCCAGCGUGUUUUGCUUAGUGGCGAUUUAUUCCGUGAUCGGAGAAGAGCUGAAACCUCACCUCGCACAGCUCACGGGGAGCAAGAUGAAGCUACUCAACUUAUACAUAAAGAGAGCCCAAACCACAAACAGCAACAGCAGCUCCUCCUCCGACGUGUCCACACACAGCUAAUGGCAGCACCAGAGUCUCUUUCUGUCGCCCUAGAAGCAAUCGGUGGUGCCUCUCAGAGACCUUCCCCGCCCCCCCACCCCCCCAUCGGCUGCCCAGUCAGUACACGGAGGCCCGCAGAUAUUUAUUACAAUCAGUAUUUUGGUCCCUUCCAGCUUUUGUGUAGAAUCUUACUGGUAUUGAAUGUAAAGGAAGCAAGGCCUGUUUUGCAGUCUUCGUACGAAACAAGCGGAAUAAGAAAAGAGCCAUACUUCCCCAUGUCUUGUACAGCCUGCUGACAUCAUAAAACCAUGUGUGUGGGGUGCAGUUUUCGCAAAUCAGAGCUCUCUAGCCAAUACGUGGUAGAAAGUAGCAUUUUCUCUUAGUUAAUAACAUUGAGGAGGCUGUGUUAAUUUGUGUUUCUAUCUCAUCUUCGCUUACUUCUUCUGGACACGCACGGCCUGUGACACCAGGAAAGGGUCGUACGUCCUUCAGUUGGAUUGUGAGACCUACUAAGAACGUGAGUCAAAUCCCGGCAAGAAACAAACAGAAGCCUGAAGACCGUCUUUUAACAAACACGUGGGAUUUUGCUUGUACACUUUCUGGACUGGAGGCCCAGGGCCCCCUCCUCAGGCCCCUUCCAGGACGGGCUCCCAGCGCCUCUGAACCCUCCACUCGCGCUAUCCCCACCCAGAGCUUCUACUCGAAAGAAUUGUUUCUUCCGUUUAAAUCCAAACAGAAAAGUCCAGGUAAAUGUAUAGCAUCCCUUAGGGGGAGUGCCUAAAGUGGCAUUUCGUGAAGCCUGGAAGAUACAAGAGAAGGGGUGUGUGUGUUUAUUUCACUACGCAGAUGUUGGGGAAACACUAUGUUAACAGGGCCUCCCCUGUGGCCCUGCUGCUUGGUCGGGCUUUUCCGAUUCAGCACCCUCUCCUCUCCUCUCCUGUCCCCCAGCCUCCACCUCAGCUGCUCAGUUCGAAGUGUUCUGGCCAGUCUGAUGAAUGAUAACUCUGCCACCCCAGUUUUGACUUCUUGGUUUCAUUUGGGAUUAGGAUCGAAGGAAAAUCUAGAGAGACCAGGUAUCAGAAUCCUUUUUUUUUUAUUUUAUGGACGGAAGUACUUCCUUGAUCAUCUGUUGAAAUAGUUGAGGAAAAAGCAAUGGUGAGUGGCACAUUGCAGGAAAACAAGAUUUGAAACCCAGUUUUAACGUUUCUUCACUGAGAAAUUACCAGAGAAACUACCCUUCGUAAACAUUUUUCUUAAGGGUUUCACUCUCCAAUAAAAGGGACUAUAAAGAUUAGAGUCUGGUUAAAAUAAGUUUUGAGUAAAAUUCUUCAAGUGAAAUGGAAAUUCUUGUUGCAGUCGUGAAGCCUUCUAUCCUCUCUAAAUUGAACUGGGUUUUCCCUGAGGAAAAUGCCUGUUCUGGUGUUACUUUGUAAUGAGGUGUUUGCUGUUCUGAUGCAGAACCCCCCUUGCAGCCAGAAGCACCCAGAAGCAGAGACUGGGCGGUGGUCCCGCUGACACCUACAGACCAACCCCCAAUCUCUGACCCUCCCGCCUUGUUUGGAAGUUGCAACACUGUAGCACACACAGCUCAUUUUCACUCAGAAGGUAUUUUUAGAUACUUUAUUUGGAACUAGGCACUGAAAACAAAGGUCCAGGAACAGUGAAGCCAGGGUGCCUUCACUGAGAGAGAGAGAGAGAGAGUGUGUGUGCGAGUGUGUGUGUGCAAGUGUGUGUGUGUGUGUGUGUGUGUGUGUGUGUAGGGGGUAUCUUGCACUUGGAGGGAAGUACCCCGCUGCUGCUGUUGAAGGAACUUCAGGGGUGCAUUUUAAGUGGUUGAAUAUUAUUGACUUAUUUUUGGCUCAAAACAUAGCAGGACCAGGCCUUACUUUCAUUGAUAAAUGACGUUUGUUAAUAUCUCACUAAUGGGAUUUCCUUUUUACACUCGACAAGUGAGUCAGGGCACCUUUUGAUUACUCCUCUGUUGUAGAAAUGUGCGUUCUGCUAGGUUAUUUAUGAGUUCUUGUAUGCCUCAUGCGUUUGGAAAGACCUUGCCCCUUGAACUCUGUGACUCCCUGCCUCAUGGGCCCCCCCCCGCCUGCAGCUGGGAAGAAGCUUGAACAUUGCCGAAUGUCCUCAUUGUACUCACAAAGGGCUAGCCUCGAAUGUCACUUCCCCGACCUUCAAUCUCCCCACCUAGAGAGGGAUACAAUCACAGGUCUCUUGGCCUCAAUCAGAACUGCUGCCCACGCCGGCACCGGCACCGCCACCGCCACCGGGGAGACUCGCAUGCCCCCGCCACCACCUCACCGGGAGGGAGCCGCGCCCGCCGCCGCCCCCUGAGCCCCGACAGCUGCCUCGCCUUGCCGCCGCCUCCCUGCAGGGCUCCUGUUUGGACGAAACACCCAAAACUGCGAAACCGUGUUUGCCUCCCCUGUUUACCCGACAGUCCGGGGGGCCCCCGAAGAGCCCCGCCCCCCCCCCGCCCCGUGCCCUCCCUCUGCAGGCCUCCGUGCGCCCCGCAGGCUGCGGUGGGCGCGGGCACGCAGCUUUGUUCAAGUUCGAGUCCACUGUGUGUGCUUCCGCGCGGGCCGCAGGCAGCCCAGGACGGCCUCUCUGUGGCUCCUCACUGGCUUGUCUUACCCUGCGCAGGUAAUGCAACAAAUUUUGGUCUCAUCAGUCUGGUUUUUUUCCCCUGCCGCCCUUUAUUUAUCGAGCAUAAUACUACACGUGAAAGAACAGCAAAUAAGAACUUUGUAGAAUCCCACCAGGACUUUGCUAACAAUGAUAUUUGGAAAAUAGAAAAAAAAAAAACGCUCUGAAAACUAGCAGCCACCAAAAUAGUUUUGUUGGCACUGUGUUCACACGCAUGGUCCCCACACCCCCAGGUUGGGUUUUUGGGUUUCGUUUUCGUUUUCGGGGGGCUUUUCAUGUUACAUCCAUAUCUGUAUUUAUAUCUUAUUUGUUUCACUCUCAAGUGUAUCAUGGCAAAUGUACAGAUUUUUUUUGUUAAUAAUGUGCUAGGAUUUGCUAAAAAAGAAAACAACAAAAAAAACCCCUUUUGAGUUUGCCCUAGAAUAAAUGAAUCUUAAUUCAGUUUCUUGA
This is a messenger RNA of Acinonyx jubatus (cheetah), 8469 nucleotides long. RefSeq names its product cytoplasmic linker associated protein 1 (gene CLASP1). The transcript is spliced from 45 exons. Bases 427 to 5388 code for a protein of 1653 amino acids. The record is from RefSeq and is a predicted model, not a curated record. Gene Ontology annotation, molecular function: kinetochore binding; microtubule binding. Gene Ontology annotation, cellular component: mitotic spindle; cytoplasmic microtubule; microtubule organizing center. Gene Ontology annotation, biological process: mitotic spindle assembly. Lineage: Eukaryota; Metazoa; Chordata; Mammalia; Carnivora; Felidae.